Messenger RNA from Brassica napus (rape), 2092 nucleotides. RefSeq names its product putative F-box protein At4g22170. NCBI's taxonomy places the organism in Eukaryota, Viridiplantae, Streptophyta, Magnoliopsida, Brassicales, Brassicaceae. The record is from RefSeq and is a predicted model, not a curated record. The coding region runs from base 735 to 1916 and encodes 393 amino acids. The transcript has a single exon. Gene Ontology annotation, molecular function: protein binding.
UGCUCACUGAAUGGUCAAGAAGUUAGGACACGUCAACCGCAGCUGGAUCCAGUUUCUCCUGCUCCACCACCACUACCACCGGCACCUCAAGGUUGAGAUGUUUAUAAGAAGUCGACGUAUGUCUAGAACCUGGUUAUUUCGUCUCUACAAGUUUACUCAUUAGGGUUGUUUAAGAAAUAUGAACGAGUUUAUUCCUUGGAAGACGAGGCAAUAUUGCUUUUGGAUUUAGGUAUCACUGUACUGGCCGAUGAGGGGAUCAACAAGAAUUGUAUCUAUUUCAGUAGUAGUAGUGACAAGAACACAAAUGAUAUCUUUCUCUUCAAUCUUGAGAGGCGGAAGAUGGAGCAACUACACAAAUUUGAUUGCUCGUCUCUUCAACUCUCCAGUGAUGGAUGGUUUUUACCAAGUUUCACCAAGGCAUGAUUGAUCUCAGUUAAGUUUUCCUCUUCAAUAUGCUGUUUCACUCUUAUAGUCUUAUUAUUGAUAUGAUUACAUGCUAGCGUUUCUAGUUAGUAGUUACCAUAGAAAUUCUAUAAAUUACGCGAUAGUCAUUAAAUUUAUAAACUCUAUGCAUUUAAAAAUUUCAUAUGAAUUGGGCUGUUCAAAAUAUCUCAUAGGUCGGUAAGAUAAAUAAAUUUUAGAAAACCAAUGUAUUCCUAUAGUUUAGGUUGUUAGAGAGGCAAAACGACAUUUAAUUGCUUCGAUCUGAUUGAUAACAUCUCUCUUUUUCUGUCAUGGAGAUGGAGGAGAAGCAGAAACCUGAUUCUCAUGACCAUCUCAGAGGAAAAGACACACCCGAAUCAUGGUCAGACCUUCCUCAAGAUCUCUUGAUAUCUCUCUUCGAACGUCUCAACUUUGCUAAUUUCCAACGAGUUAAAGCCGUAUGUUCGUCUUGGCACGCCUCUUCGAGACAAUGCGUCCACAUCCCCAAAAGUCAGAUCCAUUGGAUGAUUCUCUUCCCUGAAGACGACGAAAACAACAACAACAAUUAUCCAUGCACGUUGUUCAAUCCAGAGGAAAGAGACAAACGUUACAAGACACAAGAUCUUGGUUUGGAAUUUGCAAAGAGUUUUUGUAUAUCGACCUAUGGAAGCUGGCUCUUGAUGCUAUACCCUCUACGUAGUCUCUACGUUGUGAAUCUCUUUACCGACGAGAGAAUCAAUCUACCUUCCGUGGAGUCACAGGUUGGAAUGGUAAAGGUAGAGAGAACCCUAGGUGGUUAUGAGUUGCGCACUACAAGUCCCAACGAAAAGGUCUACAAAGGUAUUAGUAUACGAACCCCUGUGUUUUGGAUUGAUGAGAGAACCAAUGAUUAUGUUGUUCUAUGGGGACUUCGAGACUUGUGUGUAGUUUAUUCCAAAAAGAGAGAUACGGUCUGGACUCAACUUCCCAAAACCUCAGGCUGUGUUGACGUGGUUUACAAGGAAUCCAAGCUUUACUUCUUAAGCUUGUCUGGUUGUUUCUUAAUCUUUGAUUUGUCUGGAGAGACUCCACAACAAAUCUUUCAGUGUGCUGUUACUGUGGAAAGACUACGUUUAGGUCUUGUUGUUCCGACAAAACUUGUAGUCACGGUAACAGGAGAAGUCUUCAAGGCUGAAAAAAGGUGGAGGUCGAGGUCUGAAACCUGGUCUUUCCGGGUUAUCAAGAUUUGUUCACCAGGAUUCCUGACGAAUCACAAACUGGUUACUUCUUUGGGAGACGAGUCAAUGCUUUUGGAUCAAGGCAUCACUGUGCUCGGCAAUGAGGGAUUCAUUAGAGAUUCCAUCUAUUUCAGUGUUAAAAGAGAUAACACAAGUUCUAUCUUUGUUUUUAAUCUCAGGACAAAGAAGACGGUGCCGCUGCACAACUUUGAUUGUUCUGUAGCUCAAUUCUCUAGAGCUCGUUGGUUCUUACCAAGUUUUACCCAAAUUACAUGAUUUACCUCAACUACGUUAUGUUGAGGAAAAUUAAGUGUUUUAUAGGAUAAAGAAAAACUCUGAUUGAAAGUUAACUUUAUAACAUCAAAAAUAAAUUGAUGAUAUACCCUAAUUUCGCUUAUAGUAGGGGAAGAAAAUGUAUUUUCCUUUUCUUAUAUUUGAUGUAUAUCCUUAUA